AUGUCAGUCAAGAACAAGAAUAGGCAGAAGAGAGAGAGGGCGAAGGCCAAGAGGCGUUCACGAAAGCGGACACGGACGCGCAAGCGGGUGCAGACAACCGUGACGGCAGCAGCAGCGGCGGCGGCGAAGAAGGUGCAACGCGUCUAUUGCACCCCGAAAGGCGCCAUGUUUGUGCGCCUUCGCAAGGGUGGCUUCCACAACAACUGCGGCCCCCUCUCCUUGAUCCAACGAGACAUGGUGGGUGACGGAUUCCCGAUCCCUGCCAUCAUCGAAGCCACCAAUGGCGAGCUCGCGGGUGAUGUCAAGGAUGCCCUGCAGUGCAUUCGUGACGCCACUGUCAGCAACUCGCACGGCCGCGACGUCUUCGAUGGGCACAGCUCCGACAUCAAGGAAGAGAUUCUUUCGUUCGACGACCUGGUGCACAACGCGUCUUCCCCGAUCCUUACGAAGCCGAUGUGGGACGCAAUCAUGCGCUGUCCGCACGGCUACUUCGACGGCAGGGCGGUGAUGGGCGGUGGAGAGGCCCUGGAUCUGGACGGUCUUGUGAUCGCUCAGUUGAACAGAGAUGGACUCCUGGAGCCGGUGGACGGGUCGACGACCCCGAUUGCCGAGGCCAAGCAUCUCAUCUUUUUCGACGGACACGCGCACUUCGAGGCCCUCGUUUCUCUCGAGGAACUGCUCCCGGUGACCGACGCCGUCGAGGAAUCGGAGCCCCGAACAAUCACGCUUGGCGUAGAGGAGGAAGGUGUUGCCGUCCCGCUGGACGGUGCCAUCAGCUAUGUCGCGGGCGGGGCAGGAGAAACUGCCUCUUCUUUGCUAUCAGCGCACCUGUUCGCAUGCGUGGUCCUGGCGUUGCUUCGAAUCGUCGUGGUCUUCUCCCGCUACAUCGGAGACGUCGUCCGGACACACAUGGUUGGUAUGGAGGCGGCGGCGGAUGGCGGUGAAUCGGGGGUGGACAGUCCUUCUUCCGUGAUGGGCACGACGGACAGCUACGCGAGCUUUACGAUUCGCGUGCCGGACGAGUCCCUGCGGUGCAGACUCGUGCGCGGCAGGCGUUAUCGCGCCGGGCUACCCGGUGGCGUGAGUCGACAGAUCUUUCGGAGGCACUUGGCAGCCCUCCACCAGGUCCUCGCCGAGAUUGACCCGCCGCGGGUGUCACCUGUCUGUCGUUGGACUAACAAGACGGUCAUGGUUGGCGCGAUGUACCCCGCUGCCGCCAUAGCGUCCGCGGUCGGGUACGGUUUUGCGACAGCUGCCUUCGUGGCCACGUGCAUCUGGGCUGCCGUCGCCUCCUUGAUGUUCCCCGUCGAUCACACCCGCUCGGAAGCAGUCGGUGUCGACAAACCCCUCAUCACUCGCCUCGAGGCCGAUCGGUACUUCAUGGGUGACCGGCACCGAGUGCCUUGUCGCAAAACUCGUCGUCGCCACGGGAGGAGAGGCAACAGGGGAUAUCUCAAGAAGGUCUCCGCUUAUCACGCAGAGCCCAGUUCUGGUCGGCCCGGGCUAUGGUCCGUCCGCGGAGGAGCGGAUCCACCCGAGGUGUGUAUUAUUUCAUAUUUUAUAUUUUUCAUCUAG
Messenger RNA from Ectocarpus sp. CCAP 1310/34, 1575 nucleotides. The record is from the annotation of a GenBank genome assembly. Lineage: Eukaryota; Phaeophyceae; Ectocarpales; Ectocarpaceae.